GUAACCAAGGCUACCUUUGUUAGAUCCAUAUAUUAAGUAAAUACAAACAGCAAUGUCCACCUGCAUAUGUUUGGGCCCCAAAAGAGCGGGGAAAACUCACCUUCUGAAAGCUUUGCAGGAUCCGGAAUCCAUCGACGAGACCACGUUUUCCAUGCCCACCAUUGGAACUGGGAUCUACCGAAUCCAUUUCCCAACCAAAUCGCCAAAUGGGGAUAAAAACAAGCCCCCUCCGAAAGAAGCUCCAGCUAACAUUCCGCACGGCGGUAAAAAUCUGCCCAAAUCCAUACAGAUCAUGGAAAUUGGAGGGAGUAUGGCCCCCUUGUGGAGGCAGUAUUUCGAAGACGUCAAGAAGCUGAUCUAUGUGGUGGACACCUCCAAUCUCUGUCAGAUUUCAGCCGCCGGCGUACUUUUCUAUUCAAUCCUCACCGAACCGCGUCUGCAGCACAAUACCAAGAUCCUGUUGGUCCUGGCCAAAAUGGAUUACUCCUACCGCCAGAUGCGAAACGAGGCUCUGCUCAUGCUGCAGAUGCAAAAGUUGCAGAAGCAGAUCCGCCAGCAGGUGACCAUCGUGGAGGCCAGCGCCGUCACCAAAGUGGGCUUAGACCCCAUCUACGAUUGGCUGCAGAGACCCUGAAUUUAAUCCCAAAUAUUUAUUUCUAAUCUGAUGUAUUUUGAUGUACACCUUUGGUAAUAAAAUUGUACGAGGGCACUGCCUAAUCUACCAGAAA
Molecule: messenger RNA, 728 nt
Organism: Drosophila yakuba
Lineage: Eukaryota; Metazoa; Arthropoda; Insecta; Diptera; Drosophilidae
Product: ADP-ribosylation factor-like protein 16
Exons: 2
Coding region: 53-634 (193 amino acids)
Molecular function (GO): GTP binding; GTPase activity
Source: RefSeq, a predicted model, not a curated record